AUGAAAAAUCCCAAUAAUAUCAACGGUAUCUCUCCCGCCGAGGUGUGGAAUUUCGAUAUCGACGCCUACAUCAGCCCGUUCAUACCAAGCCCGAGGAUCAUCCGGAGGCUCCCGACAUGUAUAAGUCGAUUCCUGGGGCAUAGAAAUGGGGCUCGCGGGGGAGAACUCGAUAUCGUUGUUUGGACUUGGGCUUUUGUGGGAGCCUUUGCUGGAGUUGCAAUUGUCGAGACGGUUUUCAUAAAUUGGAGCUAUUUCGUUGAGAGAGGGUGUCCAAUGAUUGUUGGAAGUUAUGGCGCAGCAGCAAUACUGCUGUACGGUGCAGUGGACAGUCCACUAGCUCAACCGAGGAACGCGUUCUUCGGGCAAGUUCUUUCAGCAGCAACUGGCGUGGCGGUAACAAAAUUGUUCCUGCUCAAUAGCAAUUUCGAUAGUCUCGUGUGGCUUGCGGGGGCUUUUGCUUGUGCUUCGUCAAGUUUGGUCAUGACCAUCACCAAAACCGUCCACCCGCCGGCUGGUGCUACGGCGCUCCUCGCAGCUGUCGAUCCUGCGAUCAGGGGGAUUGGGUGGGGCCUUGUCCCUGUGGUCAUAGUCUCCUCGGCCCUCAUGAUAUCGGUUGCCUGUAUCGUGGACAACUUUCAGAGGUCGUACCCGCGUUACUGGUGGACUCCCGGACCCGUAGGAAAGGAAGCGCGGAGUAAGGAUUCCAAGGCGGACGGGAUAGACAUGGAGAAGGGGAAGGUCGACACGGAGGGGGACAUGGAGGUUGUUGUUGGAGCAGAGGGCAUUGUUAUACCGGAGUUCUUGGCUCUCGGAGAAGUGGAGAGGGAGGUUCUGAUGCAGAUUAGAUGUAGAAUCGCAAACUUUAAUGACGGGAGGAGGGAAAGCGAGAGUAGCUCUUUAUGAAGAGGUGGAAAACAUGUCCCCUUUGUUUUACAGGGCGUUCUUUGCGGUGAAAUGGGCGAUUUCUCACGACCGUUCUCAGGGUUCGUCUUCGCAUGGAGAGAUGCGUGGUGACGAGUGAUAGAGGAUGUAUGAUAUGUCUAGCCUAAUUUAAUAGGGCACAAAA
Tuber melanosporum (Perigord truffle) is the source of this 1066-nucleotide messenger RNA. RefSeq lists its product as uncharacterized. NCBI's taxonomy places the organism in Eukaryota, Fungi, Ascomycota, Pezizomycetes, Pezizales, Tuberaceae. The record is from RefSeq and is a predicted model, not a curated record. The transcript has 2 exons. Bases 1 to 903 code for a protein of 300 amino acids.